This is a messenger RNA of Symbiodinium necroappetens, 6513 nucleotides long. Lineage: Eukaryota; Dinophyceae; Suessiales; Symbiodiniaceae. The record is from the annotation of a GenBank genome assembly.
AUGUCGCAGCAGUUGGAAUUGGUUCUGGAGACCUGGGACAAGGACCUGGGUCCAGUCGAGCCCAGUCACAGUGCAGUGGUUUGCCGGAGUCUCGCCGACCUUCAAGAUUAUGAUUCGCCAAGCGCGCCCGCAGCUCUGUUGAAGUGCUGCAUCCUUUGUUGCGGCAUCGUGUCCUUAGGGACGGGCACACCACUGCAGCAGCAGCUGCGAAGUGCGGGAGGUGGCCUGCGGCUCGCAACCUGGAGUUCAUUACCACAGGGAAGUGGCCUGGGCAGCUCUUCCGUUCUGGCGGCCGCGGCGGUGAAGGCCUUGAUGGCAGCUUUCGGUUUGGACAUGGAUGCGGAAUCUCUCAUCCAUGCCGUUCAGAAUGUCGAGCAGAUGCUGACCACGGGUGGAGGCUGGCAAGAUCAGGUUGGUGCGAUUCUGGGUGGUGCAAAGCUGACGCGCAGCAAAGCCUCGCUGCCACUGAGAGUCUUGCCGGAGCAGUUACCACUGCAGCCAUCAUUUUCAGAAGCCUUCGAGUCGCGCCUCUUGUUGAUAUUCACUGGCCGACCGCGUUUGGCAAAGCAUUUGCUACAGAAUGUAAUCCGUCGAUGGUUCAGCCGCGUACCGGAGAUCUGUGAGACCGUCAAAGGUCUGGUCGAGAACGCUUAUGACUGCGCAGAGGCCAUUCGAGGGGGCGAUGUCGAAGAGGUUGGCCGGUGUCUGUCCCGGUAUUGGGCCCAGAAACAAGUGAUGGCUGCGGGCUGCCAGCCACGGCCGGUGGGGCAGCUGCGGAAAAUCCUCGAGGCUGACCUACUAGGCUUCUCCUUAGCUGGUGCUGGGGGCGGUGGCUUCGGAACGCUGUUGAUGCGCACGCCUUCGGCCAAAGAGAGGGUACAGCAGGCGCUGGCCCAGUGUCCGGGCUUGGAGGACGCCUAUGUCUGCGAAGCAACAAUUGACCACGUGGGCAUGGAGUUGGUCGGCAGUUUGGCCUUGGAUUCUGUUUUCGAGACCACCUCGCUGCUGCCGGAUGCCGCGUUAGCAGAUGUUGUUGGCGCUCUGGGCCGCAACUUAAGGACCGCGGACACAGAGGAGGGGACUCUAAUUCUUCACCGCAUGGUCGACCUCUGCAAUUUCAACUUGGCGCGGCUCUUCCUGGUGUGGGACUCCAUUCUCAGCACAAUCACGGAGGUCUGCACAGCAGAAGAGAAGACGGAGCUCCGCGGCCAAGCUGCGACUACCCUCUGCUUGAUACUUGGACAGGCUCUGAGGAAAGGCGCCCUGGCUUUGGCAGACCAUCCGGAGGAAGCUCAAGAUAAACUGCUCCGCCACCUGGAGGUUCUCCUUCGCAGCCCGCAUGACGACGCAAGGGCCAGGAUAUGUGAGGGUCUCUUGAGUAUCCUCCAGACCUCUGGGCAGGAGCUCCACAAGACAGCUUGGGGCACCAUACGGUCAGUAGCCUCCGGAGUGGCAGAGGUAGGUUCGAGGAUGGCUCUCCUUUCCGUUGGAAAUAGCAGUGAAGAGACCGUGCACAUGGGGAUAGAAGGAGGUUGCGACUCUCUGGCAGAGGAAUUCAUCCAGCAAGGUGCCGACAUCAAUGUCAAAACCGCGCAAGGAGAGAAUGCCUUGCAAGUUGCGUGCCAAAGAUGCAUGGCAGAUGCAGGGCAAUCCUUGCUCGAGAAAGGCAUUCAUGCUGACCAUAAAGACAAUCAGGGGAGGACCGCUCUUGAUUCGGCGGCAAAGUAUGGUUGCGCGCCCAUUUCAUCUGCUUUGCUUGACAAUCCAUCCACGAAUGUUCACGAAGCGGACGAUUCGGGCAAGACAGCUCUGUUCCUAGCCAUUGAAGAAAGCGGCCCCGACCAGAAUGGAGCGACACCACUCAUUAUGGCAGCACAAGUUGGGAAGGAUGGCCAGCUGCUAUUACAACAUGGCGCCGACGCUGCUGUCGUGGACAAAGCUGUCAACACAGCCUUGUGGCCUGCGGCCAGUGCAGGCUCCGCCAGGGCUGCAGCUUCGCACCUGGAGUUUGGCAGUGCUGAUUUGGUUAACCAAAAAGGGGAGAAAGUCAAGACGCCCUUGGCUAGCGCAUGUUGGAACACACAUGCCGAAGAUGCACAAGCCUUGGUUGCGCAUGGUGCUGAUCCUGCCAUCAAGGACGACUACGGUCAGGAAGCCUUGAGCUUGGCCACUCAAUUUACCACGCACCUGAACCCUGGACAGAAUCCUGUUCGCACGCCACGAUCCGUCGGCACAGUGCACCAGUGGACAGGAACACAAGAGAAACUCUUGGGAGUCUUGAAGGUCUUGGUCGAUGCGAAAGUCAACUUGAACAUUUGUGACUUCGAAGGCUUCACUCCCUCGUCCGGCGCGAAUCCCAACAUGGCGAGCACGCAGGGCUUUAUCACCCCAUUGGCAUGUUGUGCUUACAACGGUUAUCCAUGUACGGCUGCCUUGCUUUUGCAAAAUCGGGCCAACCGAUAUGCCGAGAGGCAAAACGCCAGCUCAGCUGUGUGGAGAGCCUUCAUGGCAGAGUCAGAUGUAGCGAUGGCCGUUGAUAGCUCGGUGGCGCAAUGUGGCCCGCAGCUCUACUCAGCGUUGGCCUUGGAAGUAUUGAGCGGUUUAGAUCUCGUUGUUCCUCAAACCAAGCUUCUUCGACCAGAGAAGCAGCUAGAGAUCUACCACUAUGCCUCGCAGUUGUAUGAUUUCAGAGAUGCCAUCCUAGCAUUCUGGAAGGAGGAUCUCUCCGAAUCCUCCGAGCUGCCAGACGCUUAUCGCGCAGCGGCCCAGGCGGUCAAGGUUCAGUGGCAAGGCCAAGGUACGUGGCCGUCUUUGGCAGAGUUGAAGGGCAAGAAGGUGUUUGGGCAUGCAUCAGUUAUUAAGUUCUUGGCGCUUCCAAAUCUCCCGGACUCGACCGCUUGCGUCUUCCUUCAACAGCGGCCGCGCGUCGCCAGCGUUUCCUCCCAAGAGACACCUUGGACCUUUGCUGAAGGACAAUUUGUGGACCCUAUUGCCGACUUGGAAGCCAACCGGUCUGCUGUGAUCAUGCACAUGGACAACUUCCUCAAAGGUGCUGUUGUCAUUGCCAACCCGCUGCUGCGGAAUGGCCAGGGCUUAGCCACGGCUUCCGAACAAUUGGCACAUAGCAUUGCGCGAGAGGCAGGGGUCUGGAGGAGGUUGCUGAAGACGGAACAGGACCUCUUCAGCCAAGCUACAGCUCUUCUCAUCCGCCAGGUGCUCAAACUUGGACCUGCAGCGGUGACAGCCACAGUCACCCCCAAGAAGCCGCGCAAGGGUGCAGAUGACAGGACUGACCCUGACGUGACGAUGGAAACACCUGAAAAAGAUCUGCAGCCAGGGAAGGACGCGGCCGUGCGUCCGGAACAGGAGGAACAGCGAGCCUAUGGCAGGCUUCUUGAAUCCAUGCUGCAGGAGCUGGACUACUUCACCGAACCGUUCCAGUCUCUUCGAUGGUUGGACAACAAAAAGCAACUUCUCGUAUACUACCAUGCCGCGCAAUUGAACGAAAGGCAGGACAGUGUGCUGGCCGCAUUGCGCCAAGCUCGUGGUGCACCCUCGCAGCAGGUGGAAGAUCUUCUCGCACCGUACGGACAGGCGGUGGCGCGGGUCACGGAUGAAGUGAACAAGCUGAUCCCCGAGGGGCAAAACCUGCGGAAGAUUUUCGGUCAUGAUCACGUCAUCCGCUACCACACUCUCAAAGGCGUCCCUGUCCCGCGGACCUCUUGCAUUUUCCUGCGUGAACGACCCCAGUGCUCAAGUGAUGUGUUACGGAAAACACCAUCAAUCUUUCGUGAUUUGAUUCGAUACAGAAACCAGGGGAGUCCCCUCAUGGAGCUCGAACACCACCAGCUUGCUCUCGUGCUGACUGUCCACGAUCGAAAUCCGCGUGCUUUCGUGGUCAUCAGCCCCCUCUUCGAGAAGCAUUGGCUCAUUGAAGGCGUCUCUGGAAAAACCUGGAGUGAAAUCCAGGAAGCUCUCAAGGAUGAACUGGCCGACCUCAUCAGAAGAGAAUCUGAUGCUUGGAGAGCUUUCAUCCAAAGCCAUGCCGACAUGGUGAGCAAGGAUUCCUUAAAGAUCAUACAAAGAGUGCUGAAGACCUGUCAGCCGGGAUCUGGCUUCGGUGAAUAUGCGCUCCGGGUGAUGCAGGAUGUCGAUGAAGCAAACCAGGCUCGCGAGUUGGCAGAGAUGAAGUACGCGGAAGCAGAGCAGCGCUGGGACAUGGAGGCACAGCUUGCGCUUGCUGAUGCAGACACUCGAUGGCGCGACGCAAGAAAGAAGGCCGAUCAGCAUGCUGCAACUGUUAAGAAGGCAAAGCUGCGCGCCAGAAGCAAGGCAGCCAAGAUAAAGGAAAAAGCAGCAAAGAGAUUGGAGCAGGAACGCCUGGCAGCUGAGGAGCGCCUGGAGACCCAGAAGGCUGCUCACUGCGAGGAGGUUGCAGAUCUCACGAAGGAGCUGGAAGAAGCCCACGGUGUGAGGAAUCGGAUGGAAAGCCUGGCCUCAGAGCGGAAAGAAGAGGUGCAGUGCCUGCAAGAUGCGAAGCUGGAACUUCUAGAUGCCCUCUCGAAGAUGGAUUCACUCUGCCGUGCCGAAACGCAGAUGCUGCGCACCAAGAAUGUCGUCCUGAAGCAACAUCUCAAGCAAACGAAGAAAGGCCAAAAAGAGACCCUGAGAGCUGCUGAGGCGAAGUUCCUGGAGGUGCAGACGGCCACGAUAGAGGAGCAGCAGAAGCUCAUCAGAGAGGCUGAUGCGCAGGUCUGUACCGCACGCCGAGAAGCAGCUGCAGCUGCUGCAGCCAAGGCAGCAGCAGAGGAAAAGGCUGCGGAAGCCAUGGCACGCGCAGCAUCAGCAACAGCGAAGGCAGACGAGGCAAUGGCGACCGCCCGCCAAGCUACUGCGACUUUGGAAGUGCAGACCGCGACCAUGCAAAGGACCACGCAGAUGAACGCAGCUCUUCGAGUGGAGGCGAAGGAAGCAAAGGCUGAAGUAGCCGCCGCGCUGCAGGAAGCGCAGGCCAAGGCCGAGCAGCAGAAAAAAGUCGCAAAAGAGCUCGAAGCUCGCUCCGAGGAGCUGCGCUCAUCACUCGAAUCGACCGACAAACUGAAGGCCAAGAUCCAAGAGAUGCAAACGAGGGAGGUCGAGUUUGAACAAGCGCUCGUCAAGGCGCAGGUUGGUGCUGACGCACUCAGAUCAGAUUUGCGGAUUGCUCGAGCAGAGACCCACGCCGCGCGAGAUGAGGCAGCCGCCCUCGCCACCAAGUGCACCAAGAUCAGCAUCGAAGCUGCGAAGGUGCCGCAACUCCAAGAAGACCGAAAGCAAUUGGAACAGCAGUUGGCUGAGAUCUCCCAAAUUGCUUCGCGUGCUGAUGCACUACAGCUCGCGGAGAAGCAGCUGCAGAACAAACUCUUGCAAGUGCAAGCGGAGCUGCAGAACAAGAACGAACUGCUUGCACAAGUCCAAGAAUCAAACAUGGCUUUGAGGAUCCGGAUGGCAGAAGCAGACGAGAAGCUCACAGAAGUGCAGGAGCAGCUGGUGGAGAAGCUUCGACCAGCAGCAGCUGCGGAGGAUGCCUUACGAAAAUCGGACGCCCAGAGGGAAGAGGCAGAGGCCAGAGCAAAAGGAGCCGAAGCUGCGGCAAGAGAGGCACAAGCGGUCGUGGCAGAGAUGACCAUCAGAGCAGAGCGGGCUGAGAAGGCCCAGCAUGCACUGGAGAAGACCGAGAUCCAGACAAAGGCUGCACUAGCUGCACAAGCCCGGCAAGCUGCCCAUCUGACCGAGAAGUGUGCGUCCCUCAACUCAGCUUUGUCAUCGGCUGCAGAUCGAGCAGAGCUGGCGACUUCAGCAGCAACUAAGGCACAGCAAGACGUCACCAUGAAGGAGGCAGAGAUCGCCGUCCUGCAGAAGUCUUUGCACGCCGUGCAGGCUUCGAACAAAAGUCUGCGAGCAGAAGCGAUGCAGGCAGAUCACGAUGCGAAAGCGGCGCUGUCUGCGUGCGAUGUCUUAAGGCAGAGCAGCUCCCGUGCGCAAGAGGAGGCCGAGCGAGCCGUAGAUGCUGCGAAAGCAGCAGAGGCAAAGGCCGAAGUACACGCAGCCGACCUUGAGAAGUUUCAGCAGAAGUACCAAGAAGUGGUCGACGAGCUUGCAAAGAUGCAAAAAGCCACGGAAGCCGCGGAGGAAAUGAUUGCCAUGGCAAAAGCCGAAGAGAGGAAGGCCAAGUCACAGCUUGCAGCGCAAGCCUCGGAAGCAAAGCGGCUCUCGUCGCUUUGCGCUGGCCUCCACGCGGACGCCAAGGCGACGGCUGCGAAGGUAUCGUCUAUGGAGCAAAGAGCCCUCACAGCAGAGGCUGAGAAGAAGGUGGCCUUGGCGUCGUCUGAGCUUAGAGAGGACGAUGUGAAGCGAAUCGCUGCCGGUCCCAGCGACCCGAGCUUUCCCGACGAAGACAGGUUGGUCGCAGAGUUGGAGGCACUGCUUGAACAGUCUUCGGAUGAUCAUCGAGAGGCCACAGAUGUUGCAGAG